This is a messenger RNA of Chroicocephalus ridibundus (black-headed gull), 4156 nucleotides long. It is a transcript of the gene PTGES, whose product is annotated as prostaglandin E synthase. The transcript is spliced from 4 exons. Lineage: Eukaryota; Metazoa; Chordata; Aves; Charadriiformes; Laridae. Gene Ontology annotation, biological process: prostaglandin biosynthetic process. Bases 196 to 636 code for a protein of 146 amino acids. The record is from RefSeq and is a predicted model, not a curated record. Gene Ontology annotation, cellular component: membrane. Gene Ontology annotation, molecular function: prostaglandin-E synthase activity.
AAGCUUGUGUGUGUUCCUGCUGCUCAGUAAGGUGUGCUGACUGCCUCCAGAGGGGAAGAGAAGGUGCACGAAGGGAAAAGGUCUCGCUGCCGAAGAGCCUGCGGGCUGGAUCCUCAGCUGAGCCCUCUCGCAGCCCAAGCAAGAUCUCCGCCGGCUGUGAGUGCUGCAGGCGACCGAGCGGCACCUUCCCCCAAAAUGAUGGAAAACACAGUGUUUAUGUCGUUUACAUUCUACAGCACCAUCCUGAUUUUAAAAAUGUAUGUCGUUGCCAUCAUUACGGGACAAGUGAGACUCAGAAAGAAGGCAUUUGCGAACCCGGAGGACGCGCUGCGCAAUGGGGGGCUGCAGUACCACCGCGAGGACCCCGACGUGGAGCGGUGCCGCAGAGCCCACCGCAAUGACAUGGAGAACAUCUUUCCCUUCCUCUUCCUCGGAGCCAUCUACUCCCUGCUGAAUCCCAGUCCCGCAGUGGCCAGGAUCCACUUCUUCAUCUUCUGCGUGGGGCGCAUCAUCCACACCAUCGCCUACCUCCUGCGGCUGAAGGCGCCCACGCGCUCCGUGGCCUACAGUGUGGCGCAGCUGCCCUGCUUCUCCAUGGCUCUGCAGAUCCUCCUGGCCACCACCCCGUACUGGUAGCACCCAACGAGACCGACCAUCCAAACCCCUUCGUCCUGUGCUCUGCUGGUUUCCCCAGCUGGACUGGGUGGUGUGUGUGCGAGUGUGGGUGUGCACGCGCGUGUGGGUGUGUGUAUGCACAUGGUAUGUUGCCAGGGAGGCCACUUGUGCCCCAAGGAUGCUCAGUGCAGCCUUGAUAAAGACCCCGCGCUAUUGAAAUUGGGCAGGGAAGUCGCCAGAGAGAAGGGGCACAUCUCCCCAUGGAGUGGGAAGGGGAUGCGGAGGCAGGUUUUCCUCGUCCCCGCUAAGGGUGGGAGGGGGAAAGCACCCGGACUGCUGCUCGAGGAUGGGGUUCAUUGAAGGAAAGAAGCUUUUCUGGCCCAACUGCAUUCGGAACUGGGAAGGGGGAGAUUUGCCCUUUCCCCUUGGUCACAAAUACCCCAUAAAUCAGGAAGGGAAAAUCAUGAGGGUCCCAUGAAGUCUCGUGGUCAGCAGCCGUGGGUGGGGGCAGAGGGGGGUUAUAAAACAGCCGCCCUCCUCCUGCCCAGCCGCGUGGGUCUCUGGAGGAGGGGCGUCCCUUAGGUUCCCUCUCCCGCGAGGAGGACAGAGGCAGGUGCCUGCCAGGCAGCGUGACAUGGAAGUCGAAAUCUCUGAGGUGACGUUAUGAAGGCACCGAAGCGUUCAGUGCUCCCAGCACUGCCACGUCUCAUGCCACGGGACGCAGCUCCCUGCUGGGGAGCCUGGCUGCCGGCAGGAGCCAGCCUGUGCCAGCCAGGACACCCCGUGUCCAGUGUUCAGGAGCUCCAGGCCAGCAGCGGCUGUGGCUUUUCCAUCUCAGUGAGAUGCAGGAGGGACGCGCCUGCAGCAGCCAGCAGGAAUCGCUUACCCCGUAGAGAGCCGGACCUUCACACAAAGUUCUGGGAUUUGUGGAAAGACUGAGACGCUCACACAAAACAGGAGGUUUGCAGUUUGCAGACAGAGCUUUCUCCCAAGGGUGGUAUCUGCGUUCACAUGCCGCUGAUGCCUGAAAACGCUCCCAGGGCAGCGGACUGAAUUUUUCCCCCUCUGUUUGUAGCCUUUCUCUGGCCGCAGAACAGCCCGUUGCUAUUUGGGGAAUGUGCCGUGAUCGCUUGGGGGGUGUUUUCUUUCAGCUGUUUCCUGCUGUCCGCUGCUGCCAAGCCGUGCGCAGUCUGGAUUAGCUGGUGUUUGCAGAAAGCUCUGGAAAUGAGAAGGGCGGCUUUGAACUGCCUGGCGGGAGGAGAAUACCUCUGCUCUGCCGUGUCGCCUGAAAGCCCUUGUGGUGGAGAGGAGAGGCUGGGACCGGGGUAUCGCAGGAUGACAAACCCUCCUGAGCUCCUCUGCCCUGCAGCUCUCCUGGAGCGCCCAGGGCUGGUCCAGGCCACAGUGGCACGUGGAGGAGCCCCACUUUGGAAAGCACGGCAGGGGGAAGCCUCUGCUGUUAAGUGCCUCCUGCCUCCUCUGAGAGCAGCGCAGUUUUGCUAAGAUCACAGGGGGAAACGAGCAGAAAAUAAAUUCCCUUUCCACCUGUCCUAAGCACUAAAGCUGUUCCCUUAACCCCACUGUCCUUGGGGAUGCUCUUACUGAGACCCUGCUGAGUGCCUGCGUGCACAAGGCACGAGGUGAAACACCGGCUCAGACUGAUGCUCCGAGCCCUUGCCCAGCUCGGGUAGCAGUUUCUGAACAAGUAACGCCUGACCCCAGCGUAGACGUGGCCUUAGGGUAAGCUCUUUGGUGAGGUUGGGAGCAGAGGGCGCAGCUCUCCCGCAGGGGGACACGGGACCCACCGCCUGCGGAAGGUGAGCAGGAACUGCAGGUUCAGCAGUUUGCUCUCGGCCACUUCUCAUUUACACAGCCUCCACGGCUGGCCACUAACGCACACCCCUCUUAACGAGCCUUUUCUGCCUCACAUGCUGCACAAGGUCCCCAACCCCUGUAUGUUUCGCUGCUGCUGCACAUGCAUCCUGGUGGCAGGAAGCAAAUAUUCCCAAUAAAAACAAAUCAUUGUGCUCUGAUACAUCCUUCCUUCGGGAGCAGCAGAUGCAGCUGGGUAGCAGCUGGGUCCAGCCCCAGCAGGAUGGCUCCCCAGCUGCAAAGCGCUUUGCUAAACCUCACUGUGCAGCCCGGCGAGCCCUGGGACUUCAAAAGACACAUCCCUUUCCUCGGGGCCCACCUGCCCUGCAGAGGAAGCUCUUUUCCAGGUGUGCAUUAUUUGUGCUGAUCCUUUAAAUUCAGCAGAGCUUGAAAAAGCUUGCAAAAAGGCUUGCAAAGUACCUAUGCUCGGUUUUCCUUCCCAGAACAGCAGGAGCACAAAGCUUGGUGUUCCCCAACCCUCCUCCAUCCCAGCUCCCCCAGAGCAGGCUAGCAGAAUGAGGUGCUUUGUCCCUGCAAGCUUUCUUCACUCCCUGCGGAUCCAAGCCGGUGCUUAAAUCCUGGAGGGCUGGAGAAGCUCAGGUAAGACGUGGUUGCUCUUGUUUCUGUGCUUACGAGGUGCAAAGGAGCUGCCUGUAUUUUUCAAGCUCAGCAGCCGCCUCCUUUAGCUGGCACCUUGCUGGGAAGCAAAAGCCUCAUUUCCCUGGUUUCCCCCUAUUUUCUUACACUGUUGGUGUUUAGGAAGCGCCGUCCCACUGGUGUCUGCGUCAGCUGGUUGGGAUGGACAAAAUGGCUCCACUUGGUAGUUUUUUCUUUCCCUCAUGCUUUUUGCUUUCAAAGAAGAAAGGCAGCGGCUUUAUAAAAUGGACUCUCUCCAGUACACGUUGCCAUGGUUAGAGAUGUAGUUGGGAUUGAGGUUUUUACAUGGAAAGGAAGAACUGGGGGCGCAGAACCCCCCCUAGCCCCCAGAGCUGCCAGUUCCCUUCCACUAAACUGCCUGUUUGGUGCCUGGGGCUGAUGCCCUGCUCAGGGAAGCCGAGGUUACAUGCAGAGCUCUGCUUUCUUCUUUUUUUAUUUCAAAAAGAACAACAAACCCCGCUGUACUGGCUGCAGGGAAAAGCUUGGGAACGUGAACUCUCCUGGCUCCAAAAAAACAAACAGAAAAAGCCCACAAGGCGAACUUCAGAGGGGCCCAAGCAUUAUUUUGGAAUGCUGCGAAGGUUUGUGGGAGGCAGGAGAGAGCCCGGCUCCCGGCUGCCUGGCCAGCCCCAUCCCGGCAGGGCUCUCCCAGGACCGAGGCACUUGGAGCCACCGGCUCUCCCCAUGGCAUAGGGCGAUGUUCACUGCGUGCGGGGCAAGUGAUGAGCUGAAGUAUCCCCAGCCUUUUCCCAAACAAUAUCCUAAAGCCUGGAGCUCUCAGAUUCCCGCUCCAGCCUCAGUGCCGGGGGAAGACGAGCCCAGGGUCUCUCCCAGCUCCAGGAGAGCGGGGAUGGCGGUUGCAUCUAUCAGUCCGUGGGUUUUGGUGCGUGUGUUUUAUGUGCCAACAAUGUGGUUUUCAUACCCGGCUCAAACCUGAAACGGUAACACUGUGAAAUCCACCUGGGACUGCAGAACUGUGAAGUUUGGUGCUUAAAUAUUUGAAUAUGACUCA